GUGAAUGCUCGUUCACCAUACUGUUUAGACACGGCGUCUCCAUCGUACGUAGAUAUAAUGAUGUUAAAUAUCUUAAGUGAAAGUGAAAGCAGACUAUUCUCGCUACUGGUGGAGGCUCUUUGAAACAUCACUAGUACGUAUAUUAUUUUGUGACCUAAAGUUAUAGACUGAAAGUAAGGGACAUAGUCAGCAACCGCCAGGUGUAUAGAAAGAAAUGAGGCCAUCCUUUAUUGUGCCAUUUAGCUAUCAACACAGUGAUCGUUCAUGUGUAUAGACUUGAAUAUCCUGUAUGUAUUAAAUGGAGAAGAAAUGGCAGGAUAUUGGAUAUUACCAGGAUUUAUUACUGGACAAUAACCGGAUAAACAUUCAUUUUAAUAAAACACAAUGGCUGAACAGACAUAUAAGGAAGUAUGUAGUAUUUGUUUAAACGACUUUCAGGAACCCAAAAUUAUUGAAUGUCAACACUCUUUCUGUUACAACUGUCUAGAUGAUUACGUUCACAGAACGUCAUCUAAUGGUCAGUUUCUUUGUCCACUUUGCCGUCAGAAUAUUAAACUUCCUGAAGCUGGUGUGAAGCAAAUGGCAAAUAACUCAACUCUACAAAUUCAACAAUGUGACGUGUGUUCAAACAAUCAAGCAACAUGUCGAUGUUGCGAUUGUCAACAACAUAUAUGUGAUUCAUGUAAAUCAAAGCAUGAUAAGUUUGUUGGUUGUAAAGGUCACCUUGUUGUCAGCGUACAUGAAAUUUCAAAACAAGACUUACAGCAAAAUAGCACUGAGAAUCCAGACGCAGGUGUAAAGGAAGACAUUUCAGAGCAAUCGAGCAGGAAGUACAUUCACCCUGAAGAUAACUGCUCAAAACACUCCGAAAAGAAGAUUGAAAUCUACUGUAAAGAUUGUUUGGUGGCGGUCUGCUUUAAAUGCUUUGUCAACGAGCACAACGGACAUACAUAUCUGGAUCUACAAGAAGACGAUGUGCGUGAACAAAUCAGAGACGAACUAAAAACAUUGAAAAUAGAAAUAGAAAAACAUAUCAACAAACUUCAAAAUCAUUCAACAUCUUUACAAAGUAAAUUAUCUGACGUGGAAGUAGCAGCCAAAUCGGCUUGUGAGAACGUUGAUACGCAUGUUAGAAACAUUUGUGCUAAAGUUCACGAAAUGGGAGAAAACGUAAAAGCAGAAAUCCAGAAAACAUACAGCGAUGAAAAUGAAAAAUUCACAAAGCUGAUGACAGACAUAAGCAAUCUAACUGAAGAUUUGCUAUCUGGUUUUAAAUGUUCCACCAAUAUUCUAGAAGAUACCUCAAUUGUUCAAGUUUUGGAGAGAUUGCCAAAUGUGCGCCAGGAAGCGGACGAAUGCCGUUCCAGAAAUUUUAAUAUCCCUGAUGUAAUGUAUCCAUCGUUUUCAGAAAUGGAGAUAAAUGAAAGAGUUCUACGAGAACAACUCGGUGAAGUAAAUAUACACCAUGAAACAAGAUUUAUUAACACGUUUAAUAUAAAUCAGUUAAAAUCUGCUGAAAGAGUAUUUAGUUCUGUUACAACAUUUCACGGGUUACCGUGGUGUGUCUAUGCAUCUAAAAUGUUGCCUGACGAAUCAAGAAAACAUGAAAUGUUGGGAGUUUUUCUAUGUUCAAAUAAAACAGGUCCACGUUCAGAUAUUUUAUCAUGUCAAGUUGAUAUCUCCCUGGAACUGAUCAACCAAACAGAUGAAAACAGAUCGAUAAGAAGACACGGUAUAAGUAGUUUAAAAGACUUUCAAGAUAGUCAAGUGUUGGGAUGUGGCAAUUGUAUUACCUGGGACAUAUUAACAAACGAAGACAGUGGGUUUAUAGAUUCUAACAACAACUUCAACAUACAAGUUAUAUUGAAACUAAUGAAUGUUGAAUUGGACUAAAGUCUUUGAAAUAUAAAUAAA
Messenger RNA from Patella vulgata (common limpet), 1914 nucleotides. RefSeq names its product E3 ubiquitin-protein ligase TRIM33. The transcript has a single exon. The coding region runs from base 385 to 1893 and encodes 502 amino acids. Lineage: Eukaryota; Metazoa; Mollusca; Gastropoda; Patellidae. Gene Ontology annotation, biological process: positive regulation of DNA-templated transcription. Gene Ontology annotation, cellular component: nucleoplasm; chromatin. The record is from RefSeq and is a predicted model, not a curated record. Gene Ontology annotation, molecular function: protein binding; zinc ion binding; ubiquitin-protein transferase activity.